AUGGCCUCGUCAGAAACAUCAAAAGAAUGGUCCCUGCAAAACCCACCUCCCCUUCCUCCAGGCUACGAAAAACAUCACAUCGUAUUCCUCGAAUGCAUUCAUAUGCCCUUGGCUCCUCUACCUUUUCCACACACAAUGGAUUCGUACCCACGCACCCUUCCCCAUCAAGUCGCAGAACGUAUUAAAACCUCAACGAUCGCUAUAUCGAACGUCGUUCCGGUUCUGCCCUCUGAUAUGGAGAAUGCCCCGCAUUUACAAUUGCUAGCGAUUUUAGCGACAGGAAUGGGAUGGUGCGAUAAGGAGUAUUGUGCCAAACGAGGAAUCAGUGUUGUCAAUGGUCCUGGAGCGAAUAUCGAUGCCGUGUCUGAGCAUUUUUUGGCGUUGUACUUUGCUAGUAGAAGGAAGGUCAGGGAGAUUGAUCACUCCGUAAAAACCAGCGAUGAGUGGUUGAGGACUAGUACUUUGACGAAGAAAAUUUGGCCGGGUGGACCGCCUUUGGGAUGUAAGCAGGAAGUUUUGGGGAUUGUGGGAUAUGGAGCUUUGGGACAGAGGAUCGAGGGGUUGUGUAGAGGGUUGGGGUUUGGAGAGAUUCUUAUCGCGGAGAGGAAAGGUGCUAAGGAGAUCAGGAAGGGGAGGACCGAAUUGGACGAGGUUUUGAAACGGGCGAGUACUAUUUGUGUGGUUUGUCCGAAAGAUAAGGAGACCGAGAAUUUGAUUGGAGAGGAGGAGCUACAGGGGAUGAGGAAGGAGGCGUUGGUGAUUAAUAUGGCCAGAGGAGGAAUUGUGAAUGAGGCGGCUCUGGUGAAGGCUUUGAGGGAAGGGUGGAUCUCCGGAGCGGCGACGGAUGUUUUGGAGACUGAACCUGGUGGACCGGGAAGCUCUCCACUGUUGCCGGCAGAGGGCGAGGCUGAGGUGCCGAACCUGAUCGUUACAAGCCAUAUUGCGUGGUUCUCUGGAGGGACGAUUGAGAAUUUACAGGGCAUUAACCGGGAUGCUAUGGCGGCUUUUGUUGAGGGGRGGAUGUAUGAUCCGGCGGUGAAGAAGUGCGUAGCUGUGCAUGAUGGGAAGAUCUGGAAGUGA
Messenger RNA from Ramularia collo-cygni, 1080 nucleotides. RefSeq names its product related to SER33-3-phosphoglycerate dehydrogenase. The coding region runs from base 1 to 1080 and encodes 359 amino acids. The transcript has a single exon. The record is from RefSeq and is a predicted model, not a curated record. Gene Ontology annotation, molecular function: oxidoreductase activity, acting on the CH-OH group of donors, NAD or NADP as acceptor; NAD binding. Lineage: Eukaryota; Fungi; Ascomycota; Dothideomycetes; Mycosphaerellales; Mycosphaerellaceae.